This is a messenger RNA of Dermacentor andersoni, 465 nucleotides long. RefSeq lists its product as uncharacterized. NCBI's taxonomy places the organism in Eukaryota, Metazoa, Arthropoda, Arachnida, Ixodida, Ixodidae. The record is from RefSeq and is a predicted model, not a curated record.
AUACGACGCUUACUUGACUUGAUUAAUACUAAUAUUAAUAAUAAUAUGUUGCGUAAACGCAGAUUUCAAGAAAGGGCGAAGGACAAAGCGUUAGCGGCCACCAGUUUUCUGGAGCUCACCGUUUGUCUAGACGCUGCGGGUUCCGCCUACGGAGAUCUCAUUGCGGCGUCAUCAGAAAAUGAAGCUCCUAACCCUCACCUGAAUGGGCAGUACACGCAUUUCAACUUCUUCUAUUCAAGAAACUUUCUUGCGGGCUACUGCUCACCGUGUGACUACAGGGACGUCCUGCGCAAGAUCACCGUGCUCGGUCUCGCCGGCGCUCCGUCUAGGGUGGAGUUCAACGGCAAGGAAUUGAGUUUCAACGUUAACAAACAGGUUCUUAUGGUCGAAGCUGCCUACCACAUAUUGACCGAGCCUUUCAUCAUGAAACUGACAUAGGCUAUGUUUUUUAUGAGGAAUAAAAGA